AUGUGCAGGCAAGAGGAGCCCAUGAAAUUCGUAACCUGGGUCUGGACGACAUCGUGCAACAAAAUGAUUGGCGUGCUGCUGGUCUUUUUCCCUGCUCUGCUCCUGGAGAUGGACGUGCUGCCCAGGAGCGCCGGGCGGAAGGUGCUUCUCUCCGCAGCCUCCUCGCAGCGGUCGGUGGCUCGGAUGGACGGGGAUGUCAUCAUCGGGGCCCUCUUCUCUGUCCAUCACCAGCCGCCGGCUGAGAAAGUGCCCGAGAGGAAGUGCGGGGAAAUCCGGGAGCAAUACGGGAUCCAGAGAGUCGAAGCCAUGUUUCACACUUUGGAUAAAAUUAACGCCGACCCGGUCCUGCUACCUAACAUCACCCUGGGCAGCGAGAUCCGAGACUCCUGCUGGCACUCCUCGGUGGCCCUGGAGCAGAGCAUCGAGUUCAUACGGGACUCCCUCAUCUCCAUCAGGGACGACAGGGACGGAGGCACCCGCUGCGUUUCCGACUCGCAGCCCCAGCCCCAGACCAGACUGAAAAAGCCCAUCGCGGGGGUCAUCGGCCCCGGCUCCAGCUCGGUUGCUAUCCAAGUCCAAAAUCUGCUCCAGCUCUUCGACAUCCCCCAGAUCGCUUACUCCGCCACCAGCAUCGACCUGAGCGACAAAACGCUGUACAAAUACUUCCUCAGGGUGGUCCCCUCCGACACGCUGCAAGCCCGGGCCAUGCUCGACAUCGUCAAGCGCUACAACUGGACCUACGUCUCCGCCGUCCACACGGAAGGAAAUUAUGGGGAAAGUGGAAUGGAAGCCUUCAAAGAGCUGGCUGCCCAAGAGGGUCUCUGCAUUGCUCACUCUGACAAGAUCUACAGCAACGCUGGGGAAAAGAGCUUUGAUCGCCUGCUCCGCAAGCUGCGAGAAAGGUUACCCAAGGCUAGAGUGGUGGUUUGCUUCUGCGAGGGAAUGACAGUGAGGGGGAUCCUCAUCGCUAUGAGGCGCCUGGGAGUGCUUGGGGAGUUCCUGCUAAUUGGAAGUGAUGGUUGGGCAGACAGAGAUGAAGUCAUUGAAGGUUAUGAACCUGAAGCAAACGGAGGCAUCACUAUCAAACUGCAGUCUCCAGAGGUCUUGUCAUUUGAUGACUACUAUCUGAAGCUGCGUCUGGACACCAACACCCGCAACCCCUGGUUUCCUGAGUUCUGGCAGCACAGAUUUCAGUGCCGCAUCCCAGGGCACCCGCUAGAGAAUCUCAACUUCCAGAAGAACUGCACUGGUAACGAAAGUCUAGAAGAAAAUUAUGUGCAGGACAGUAAAAUGGGAUUUGUCAUCAAUGCUAUAUAUGCUAUGGCUCAUGGGCUACAAAAUAUGCAUCAUUCCCUUUGCCCUGGACAUGUUGGGCUGUGUGAUGCUAUGAAGCCAAUUGAUGGCAGCAAGCUCUUGGAGUUCCUCCUCAAAUCCACGUUCAUCGGUGUUUCUGGAGAAGAAGUUUGGUUUGACGAAAAGGGAGAUGCCCCUGGAAGGUAUGACAUCAUGAACCUGCAGUACAUAGAGCCCAAUCGCUACGACUACGUUCUCAUUGGGACCUGGCACGAGGGUGUGCUCAACAUCGACGACUACAGGAUUCAGAUGAACAAGAGCGGAAUGGUCCGAUCGGUGUGCAGCGAGCCUUGCUUGAAGGGCCAGAUUAAGGUGAUCAGGAAAGGAGAAGUGAGUUGCUGCUGGAUUUGCACUGCUUGCAAGGAAAAUGAAUUUGUUCAGGAUGAAUUCACAUGUAAAGCCUGUGAGCUUGGCUGGUGGCCGAACGCUGACCUGACAGGCUGUGAACCCAUCCCUGUAAAGUACCUCCAGUGGAGCAAUAUAGAGUCUAUUGUGGCUGUGGUCUUUUCCUGCCUGGGGAUCCUGGUCACCAUGUUUGUCACCCUUAUCUUUGUGCUCUACAGGGACACCCCUGUUGUCAAAUCCUCCAGCCGGGAGCUCUGCUACAUUAUCCUUGCUGGCAUCUUUCUGGGUUACGUCUGCCCUUUCACCCUUAUAGCUAAACCCACCACGACAUCCUGCUACCUCCAGCGCCUUCUGGUGGGUCUCUCCUCUGCCAUGUGCUAUUCUGCCCUUGUGACCAAAACCAACCGCAUUGCACGCAUCCUGGCAGGCAGCAAAAAGAAGAUCUGUACCCGCAAGCCACGUUUCAUGAGCGCAUGGGCCCAAGUGGUCAUUGCCUCCAUUUUGAUCAGCGUGCAGCUGACACUGGUGAUCACGCUGAUCAUCCUGGAGCCGCCGAUGCCCAUCCUCUCCUACCCCAGCAUUAAGGAAGUUUACCUUAUCUGCAACACCAGCAACCUAGGCGUUGUGGCUCCUGUGGGCUACAAUGGACUCCUCAUCAUGAGCUGCACGUACUAUGCCUUCAAGACUCGCAAUGUGCCUGCCAAUUUCAAUGAGGCCAAGUACAUUGCAUUCACCAUGUACACCACUUGUAUCAUCUGGCUGGCCUUUGUGCCCAUCUAUUUUGGGAGCAACUACAAGAUCAUCACCACCUGUUUUGCAGUGAGCCUGAGCGUGACAGUGGCGCUGGGGUGCAUGUUCACUCCUAAGAUGUACAUCAUCAUAGCCAAGCCUGAGAGGAACGUCCGCAGUGCCUUCACCACCUCAGAUGUGGUGCGUAUGCAUGUCGGGGAUGGCAAGGCACCUUGCAAGUCCAACACUUUCCUCAACAUAUUCCGGAGAAAGAAGCCAGGGGCCGGAAAUCCAAAUUCUAAUGGAAAGUCUGUGUCAUGGUCUGAACCAGGUGGAAGACAAGCUCCCAAGGGGGAACACAUGUGGCACAGACUCUCAGUGCAUGUGAAGAGCCAGGAGACAGGGUGCAAUCAGACAGCGGUGAUCAAACCCCUCACUAAAAGCUACCACGGCCAAAGCAAGAGCCUGACUUUUACUGACAUCAGCAGUAAGACUCUGUACAAUGUGGUAGAGGAAGAAGACAGAGAGCCUGUUCGCCUCAACCAGCCCGGCAGCCCCUCCAUGGUGGUGCACAGGCGGGUGGCGACGACCCCCCCGCUGCAGGCCACGGCGGAGGAGACCCACCUCUUCUUGCCAGAGCAGCCCCCCAAGACCCUGCCCCUGCAGCCGCUGUCUCUCAUGGAGCAGCUGCAAGGAGUGGUCAACAAGUUUGCCACUGGCAUCCCUGACUUCAACGCCGUCCUCCCCACGCCUGGUUCGGGGAAUGGUGUGCGGCCCCCCUACCCCCCCCCAGCGCAGCAGCCGCCCCUGCCGCCUCUCCAGGUGGCCGCCUUCAGCGAGGAGCCCCUGUCUCCCCCGGCCGAGGAAGCGGAGAGCGAGAAGCUGAAGCUCAUUCAGGGAUACGUCUAUGAGAAGAACCCAGAGGAGGAGGAGGACGAGGAGCCGGCAACCAGCAAACUGACUCUGGAAGACUCUCCGGCGCUGACACCCCCAUCCCCUUUCCGGGAUUCAGUGGCUUCGGGCAGCUCUGUGCCCAGCUCCCCCGUCUCGGAGUCAGUGCUCUGCACCCCCCCAGAUGUGACCUAUGCCUCUGUCAUCCUGAGGGAUUAUAAGCAAAGCUCGUCCACCCUGUAG
Molecule: messenger RNA, 3561 nt
Organism: Gymnogyps californianus (California condor)
Lineage: Eukaryota; Metazoa; Chordata; Aves; Accipitriformes; Cathartidae
Gene: GRM1
Product: glutamate metabotropic receptor 1
Biological process (GO): regulation of synaptic transmission, glutamatergic; G protein-coupled glutamate receptor signaling pathway
Cellular component (GO): postsynaptic density membrane
Molecular function (GO): G protein-coupled receptor activity involved in regulation of postsynaptic membrane potential; adenylate cyclase inhibiting G protein-coupled glutamate receptor activity
Source: RefSeq, a predicted model, not a curated record